Haliotis rufescens (red abalone) is the source of this 838-nucleotide messenger RNA. Its product is annotated as scavenger receptor class F member 2-like. The record is from RefSeq and is a predicted model, not a curated record. The transcript is spliced from 5 exons. Lineage: Eukaryota; Metazoa; Mollusca; Gastropoda; Lepetellida; Haliotidae. Bases 88 to 675 code for a protein of 195 amino acids.
CUCGUGCAUCAGAGCGGUGUCCAUCACGUUGUCGGAAGUGAACUGAAUGUGGAUUGUAUUUAUUAGCGUGAAGGUGUUGGUUCAACGAUGCUGGGACUAGUCCAACUUCUGCUGCCAUUCUUCGUGGCUGCCCAGGGCUACACCGAAUGUAAAUGGGGCUUACAUGGCGAGCACUGCAACCUACCAUGCCCCCAGAACUGUGCCCUUCUUCCUCCACUUGAUGUUCCGUACUGUGACACUGACACGGGGAAGUGUUCUGGGGGAUGCCAGCGUGGUUGGCAUGGUGAUCUGUGUGAUCAAGACUGCAGCCGGAACUGUCUAGGACAGACAUGCAUCCAUCAAACUGGGCACUGCACACUUGGCUGCAGUGGAAACAACGCUGGACAUUUCUGUAAUAAUACUCGAGACUGUGGUCAUGGCUGGUAUGGCGAUCUGUGUCAACACCCCUGCAGCAUCAACUGUGUGGAGGAAAAAUGCAACCACGCAACUGGAGCCUGUAUACUCGGCUGCAGUGGGACUAACAAGGGGAAGUUUUGCAACACUACAAAAGUGAACAACAAGGAAGACACAAACAGCCAGACUGACAAAUGGGAUUCUGUCGUCCUGAAUGUCGUCGGAGCCACACUCAUACUCACAGGCGUAGUCAUACUCACAGGCAUUGUGUUCUUAAGGUAAUCAUUGUAGUUGCAUUCAGUUUUGUGUUUAACUGUGAAUUUAUGUUUGUAUUUCCUGAUAUAUUCAAAUAUUCAUACCAACGUACGUGCAGUUUAUCAUGACAAUGUUCAAUGUUAUUAUUCCGUAAAUAACUCAGUUUCGGCAGUACUGUAAUUAAAUCAAA